Messenger RNA from Phoenix dactylifera (date palm), 324 nucleotides. NCBI's taxonomy places the organism in Eukaryota, Viridiplantae, Streptophyta, Magnoliopsida, Arecales, Arecaceae. The record is from RefSeq and is a predicted model, not a curated record.
AUGGCUGGCGACUGGAUGACAACCUUCGUCACCCGGAUCCCGAAGCACCUAGAUGAGGCGGAGCCCAGCCACUAUAAGCCCAUCAGUCUUUGCACUACCCUUUACAAGGUGGUGAUCAAGAUUCUAGUGGACAGGAUGAAGCCCUUGCUAUACAGUCUCAUCUAUCAGGAGCAAAGGCUUAAGGCUUUUGUGAGAGGGCAGAGCAUCACCGACAAUGUCCUGAUUGCCCAGAAAAUGAUAUGGGACCUACAGCGGGCCCCAAGGCAGCAGUGCUAUAUGGCGGUGAAGCUAGAUAUGAAAAGGGCCUACGAUAGGGUCUGCUGA